CUGUCGCGAUAGCAGUAACUUAAAACAUAUUUCUAACUUACAAAAUUUCAUUAGUCAUAAGCUAGGCACCACCUUGUUGUGUUGGAUACCACAUUGCUGUAUUUGAGAUACGUCUGUACCAAGUUUCAUCCAGGUCCGUCCAGCAGUUACUUACAUCAUUGCGUAUCAGUAGGAAGGACUAGGCAACUGCGUAACUACUGUGAUCCUACGGUUCAAGGGCCAGGAAUGUAUCAGUUGUGACCAUCGUUGACUACUAGCAUGUCCUGACAAGGAGCAACUGCAGUAUUAGGCAGAACGUGCAGUUUUGGAGCUAGAAAAACGUGUUAUGGAAUCAGCUUACGAACUACAUCUUGAUAAUCCAGUCAAAGAUGCCAACUGGUUUUCAAAGAUUUCUUUCUCCUAUCUUAUACCGUUACUUCGGAAAGCUAAAGCCAAGAAUUUAGAAGUUGGGGACCUGUAUAAUACUCCAAAAGACUGCGAAUCAUGUGAGCUGGGAUACCAACUCGAAAAACGUUCUCAAGCAAAGAUAUCGGAGGCCAAAGGAAAGGAGCUUAGGUUGGCAAUAUGUCUUUGCGAGCUUUUUGGACUGGAGUAUUUUGGAUGGGGAAUAAUGUUAUUUGUCUAUACUAUGCUGAACAACGUUUUACCUCUAGUUCUUGCGUCUCUAAUACGACAGUUUUCACAACGAGCAGAUACAAGUGAAAUGUAUUUGACAAGUGCGGCUCUAGUUCUACUCGCACUAGCUAAUAACACGCUUCACCAUCACUGCAUCUGUGGCAUGUUGAGAACUGGAAUAAAAAUCAGGGCCUCAAUAUCAACUCUAGUAUAUCGAAAGAUAAUAAGGCUGAACCAAAACGUGUUAGGUAGAUCAACAUCAUCAGGCCAGAUAAUCAAUCUGCUGUCCAACGACUUGUGCCGGAUUGAUACGAUGCUCUUACAUAUGCACACGUUUUGGAUACUGCCCAUCCAAGUUGUUAUCAUCUGCUACCUGAUUUGGAGACAAGUGGGUAUCUCCACCUUAGCGGGAGUAUUAUCCAUGACAAUAUUUAGCGUGCCUGUGCAAGGUUACUUAAGUAAACUGACAGGAAGACUGAGGCUGAAAAUAGCAGAAAAGACUGAUAAGCGAGUAAAAAUGAUGACAGAAAUCGUCAGUGGAAUCCAAGUAAUCAAAAUGUAUACCUGGGAAAAACCUUUUGAGAAUCUCAUUCAUUUUAUUAGAAAAAGUGAGGUAAAUGAGCUUACAAAAUCCUCCUACCUAAAUGGUUUCUAUAACAGCUGCAUGGUCUUCCUUGAUAGGCUGUCACUGUUCACUACAAUCGUUUGCUAUGUAUUGUUAGGUAACAGUUUAACCCCAGAUAAAGUGUUUUCAAUGGGACAGUUAUUCAACUUUCUUCAACUACAAGCAGCUGUCCAUUACCCUAUGGCAGUAACUUCGACAUCACAGUGCUGGGUAUCCCUAAAAAGGCUAGAACAAUUUUUGGCCCUCGAAGAAAAAGAAGAGUCACGUAUACAAAAGUGUAAUAAGGGAGAAUUGAGUUUGAGUAGUGUCUCGGCAUCGUGGACCAAAGUCGUUCCAACCCUGAAACAUAUCACGCUGCAUCUGAAGCCAGGUUCUCUAUGCGCAAUUGUGGGUCCAGUUGGUGCAGGAAAGAGCUCUAUCAUACAGGUCCUCCUAGGAGAGCUUCCAUUUUCCAGUGGAACGACCAAAGUUGGUGGAGAUAUUUCUUAUGCUUCCCAACAGCCAUGGCUUUUCUCAGCCACAGCAAGACAGAACAUAAUCUUUGGACUGCCGUAUGAUAGAAAAAGAUACAACAAGGUGGUCAAGGUAUGUGCCUUGAAGAAGGACUUUAUGCAAUUUCCGUAUGGAGACCAUACAGUGGUUGGUGAUAGAGGAGCUUCACUGAGCGGAGGACAAAGGGCGAGGAUCAAUUUAGCUAGAGCUGUAUAUAGACAAGCAAGCAUAUACCUUCUCGACGACCCUCUAUCCGCUGUGGAUGCACAUGUCGGCAAACACCUCUUCAGUGAAUGCAUCUACAAGUACCUUAGGGGAAAGUUAAGAAUCCUAGUCACACAUCAACUGCAAUUUCUCAUGAAGGCAGAUGUAGUCAUAGUGGUCAAUCGAGGAGAAAUAGAAGCUGUGGGGACAUAUAACGAGCUAUCAUCACAGAAUCUUGACUUUUCUAAGCUUCUCAAGCUUCAAGAGGAGGAUAACGAAAACGUAGAUGAUGAUGAUGAUAUCGGAAUCAGAAGAAAUAGUGUCCGAAGCUCUACAAGAUCUACAAGUAGUAUCGAUUCAACAUCAGAUAUCUGUGACGUAAAACAAUUUGAUGACAAUGAAACAGAUACAGUUAAACAUCAAGUCAAGUCUCCCUUGAAGGAAUACAUUAUGGCCAGCAGUGAUAAUUUUUUAAUUUUUUCCCUGUUCGUUGUGCUCAUCCUGUCACAAGGAAUGUGCUCUGGUAAUGAUUACUGGGUAGCCUACUGGUGAGUAUGUGAAGCAGCUGAAGGCACUUAUUCCGUCAUGGUACCGAGUUGAGUUUUCAGGUGUUGAUAUUUCACAAAAUGCUAAUGAAGCGGUUAGUAAAGUUUUAUUCUUGUCUGUCAGCAACAGUUAGCAGGCAUUAAACGUUGAGGAAACAGGGAUAACUAUGAAAAGUUGAUAUUAUAAGUGAAUUGGAUGAAAACUAGCGAGCUAGCGGAAAGAGCGAAUAAGCUGUAUACUUUAUUUUAUUUCAGGACAACGCAAGAAGAAAUAAGACACUCUGGUGCCUCGAAUCCUCUACAUUUACAGACAUCAAAUAACGAAACUAUACACAUCCCCAACAUAUAUCCAAAUAAACUACCUAACUAUUCAUACAACCUAUCUACAGAUAUCUCAAACAUGAGUCAGAAACCAAAUUCAAGUAACUUUUAUGAUGACUUUAUAUACAGAAGCAAAAUCUACCAUAUUUUCAAAACAGAUAUUGCAAUCUCGAUAUAUGGAAUAUUGAUGGCAAUUGUCAUAGUCUUCAUGGUAGCGCGUUCGAUCAUGUUUUUCAGAAUGUGUAUGUUAUCGUCAAUCAAUCUACAUCGGACAAUGUUUACCUCCCUUCUGGCUGCACCGAUGAGAUUUUUCAACACAAAUCCCAGUGGAAGGAUAUUGAACAGAUUUUCCAAGGAUGUGGGAGCUGUGGAUGAACUGCUGCCAAUGAAUUUGAUUCAGACUAUUCAGAUAGGGAUGGUUGUAGUUGGUAUAUUGGUCAACGUUUGCGUGGCAAACAACUACGCAGCGGUCGCUGUCAUAAUUCUAGGAUUUGUAUUUUUCAAGAUCUACGAAGCCUUCAAGGCUACUACUAAAGGCCUGAAGCAUCUAGAAGGAGUCACUAAGUCUCCGGUCUUCACCUAUAUCAACUCAACAGUUACCGGCUUGGCAAGCAUAAGAUCAUGCAAAAUCGAAAAUAUCUUAGUUCGUCAGUUCGAUAGCCAUCAAGACGUGAAUACAUCAUCGUGGUGGUUACUUGCAGCAGUUCAGUGUGGCCUUGGCAUUUGGAUAGACGCUUUAUGUGCAGUUUUCAUUGCUUGUAUUGCAUUCAGCUUCAUCGUGGUGCAAUCAGUUUUAGGAAACACGGACGGGAGCAUGGUAGGCCUUGCACUGCAACAGGCAUUUAUUUUGACUGGGAUGCUCCAGCAUGGUCUACGACAAGCUUGUGACGUAAUCAGUCACCUUACUAGUGUAGAAAGGGUCCUGCAGUAUACGGCUGUGGAGCCUGAGGAGCAUCUCGAUGAGCCCAAAGAUGUGCCGAGUGAUUCUUGGCCUAGCAAAGGUACAAUACAAUUUCAACAACUGUAUUUGAGAUACGACGUAACCGAGCCUUUUGUGCUGAAAGGAAUCAGCUUCACCAUAUGUGACGGGGAAAAGAUUGGGGUUGUUGGUAGAACCGGGGCAGGAAAGUCGUCAUUGAUAGCUGCCCUUUUCCGCUUGGCUCCAUUAGAGGGAGCUAUUUACAUAGAUGAAGUAGAUACCCAGAAAGUUAGUCUACCAUAUUUACGCAAACAUAUUUCAAUUAUUCCUCAAGAACCUGUUUUAUUUUCUGCCAGUGUGAGGUAUAACUUGGACCCCUUUGAAGAAUUUGGGGAUGCGGAGAUCUGGAGAGCUUUAGAAGAGGUAGAGUUGAAAUUAGCAGUUCCUUCCUUAGACUUCCUGGUGUCAGAGGGCGGAGGAAAUUUUAGUGCAGGAGAAAGGCAACUUCUAUGCUUAGCCAGGGCAAUUUUAAGAAACAACAGGAUACUGAUCAUGGAUGAAGCCACAGCUAAUGUAGACCAAAGGACUGACGCCUUCAUCCAAGAGACAAUCCGAAGGCGCUUCAAAGACCGCACAGUUAUAACAAUAGCUCAUAGACUGAAUACGAUAAUGGACUCUGACCGAGUAAUGGUGAUGAGUUCCGGAAGUGUACUGGAAUUCGAUCAUCCGCACAAAUUGUUACAAAUCCCUGAGGGACAUUUUCACAAGAUGGUUCUUGAAACGGGCAGGCAGAUGGCGAACGAACUUGAAGAUAUCGCAUUAGAGGCUUAUCACAAGAAGUACCAGUGAUUUAUUUAUUUAUUAUACAUUUGUAUAAAAUUGCAUACUAUUCGACUCAGGUUUGACGAUACUGGUCGUAUGGAUUUACAUACGUUAAUGGAAAGUUUAACAAAGUUAUUCAUUCGUAUUAUAUAAAUUCAAAUAUCUCUUAUUUCAACCGAGAUCCGCAUUCUUUGUCAUUUGUGCCGGAAUAUUGUAAAACACGUGGUUUCUUAACCCCUUGUUAAUUAUUCAAUCAUGGCAGACAUUUGUUCUAAGUCUAAAGCAAUGGAAUUACUGAGCAUGAGCCAUUGACUUAAAUGUCAGAAUACGGUAUUGAGCUUAACGUUGAAGUUCAUCGUAAUAUAAUUACCUAUCUCUAUUACCUAUAAUUAAAUUAUGAAUCGUAAAA
Molecule: messenger RNA, 4952 nt
Organism: Acanthoscelides obtectus
Lineage: Eukaryota; Metazoa; Arthropoda; Insecta; Coleoptera; Chrysomelidae
Source: the annotation of a GenBank genome assembly